Messenger RNA from Gryllus bimaculatus (two-spotted cricket), 216 nucleotides. The record is from the annotation of a GenBank genome assembly. NCBI's taxonomy places the organism in Eukaryota, Metazoa, Arthropoda, Insecta, Orthoptera, Gryllidae.
AUGUUCUCAUCGGCCACCAACUCGUCCUUCUCCAGCGACACCGACAACAGCCAGGACUCCCGCAUGUCCACGGGCGGCGGGAGCAGCUCUGGCGGCGACUUCCUCUCGCUGCCCAGCGGCGCGGAGGUCAUCACUCCGACCACGGUAAGUGUCAGUGCGCCCCCCCUCCCCUCGGGCCCCGCCCCCGCGGCCGCGGGUGCGUCGCGGGGCGUGUGA